This is a messenger RNA of Salvelinus namaycush (lake trout), 3712 nucleotides long. RefSeq names its product calphotin-like. Lineage: Eukaryota; Metazoa; Chordata; Actinopteri; Salmoniformes; Salmonidae. Gene Ontology annotation, biological process: inner mitochondrial membrane organization. The transcript is spliced from 9 exons. The record is from RefSeq and is a predicted model, not a curated record. Gene Ontology annotation, cellular component: mitochondrion; MICOS complex. The coding region runs from base 578 to 2599 and encodes 673 amino acids.
AUGGGACACGAGUGAAAAGCAUUAUGUUAAUGUAUUGUGAUACUUGUUCGUUUUAUUUUAGAAAUAUUUCAUUAGGAAGCUGUUUGUCCUAUCAAAGUAGUACUUGGCAGGACCAGUAACUUUGUCAUGAAAAACACCAAUGUGAAAAACCAUGCAAAUGCAUUUUUGGCAUUUUCCUACAUUCUAGAAUCAUUACACCAUCCAUUCUCUAUCUACUGAAAUUGCAUUGUAUUAUAUAGUUUCCAUAUAUUACAUUUCUCUGUACGUAUAUUUCCAUAACAUCAGACCCUGAUAAUGGGACAUACUGUACUUCUUACGUCAUAGUUUCCGUGAAAAUGAAGACCAAUGGAAAGGGGUCUUGUUCAAGACGCUUUUUCUCAGCCAAUAGAAAUGACCAAUAAACAUUACUCAGAAGUGGGAAGGGCAGGCACUUGCGGUUGUGUUUGUAUCGGAGUUGUGAGAUUAAACUGGGUCCCAUGUUCUCGGUCCAACGACCCACUUUGUGGUACAAGAUCUACACCAAACUUACCUACACAUUUCUCAAUAACAUUUUAGGCACUCUGUCUGUACGAAAAGGAUGGGAGGCAACAGCAGCCACGUCUCGUAUGAAGACGACCACGUUACUUUUGUGAAGGGCAUUAGGCUGACCGACAAAGUCAUCAAUCGAAUGAGAGAGGAGUGCCAGGCCCAGAAGGUUGUCCAUCCUCGCUCACAGCAGAAUGGCCCUGCUUCCACGGUCUCAACAGAACCUGUGGUCCCUCUGUCCACACCGGCCCCCACAGUCGAUCAUUUGGUCCCCCUUCUGGUCUCCCCUUCCCUGUUUAUCCCCACAGCCCCUCCACCUGUGGUCCUACCCACACCUCCGUCUCCCCCUGUUCAGCCAGUAAAGCUUACUCCUCCACCUCCUGUCACAUUUGUUUCUGCUCCCUGUCCACCUGCGGCCCUACCCACACCUCCCUCUCCACCUAAGGAACCGAUAGUCCGAGCUCCAGCUGUUGAACCUAUUGUUCCACCUCUAGAUACAAAAGUGCUUCCUCAAGGGGCAGAACCCAUACUUCCUCUGGUGCCUUUAGAACCUAUAGUGCCAUCUUUGGCCCCAUCUCCACCAAUAGAAGAACCAGUACCUGUACUCCUAUGUACCCCUACCACCGAGGAACCUGUAGUUCUGCCGACACUGGCUGAAGCUAUUAUCCCACUUGUCCCUAUAGAACCCGCCGUACCACCUAAGCCUGUGAAACCUGUGGUUCUAGCUCCUCCAGCUGUGGAACCAAUUGUGCUGCCUCCAGUGGUUGAAUCUGUUGUCCUACAUCACCCUGUAGAACAGGUAGACCCACUUACCCCUGACCCUUCACCUGUUGAAGCUUUUGUCCUGCCACCUGCUGUGGUUGUGGAAGUAGCAACACCUACCCUCGUAGAACCGGUAGUCCUGCCACCUGUUGUGGUUGAGGAAGUAGCAACACCUACCCUCGUAGAACCGGUAGUCCUGCCACCUGCUGUGGUUGUGGAAGUAGCAACACCUACCCUCGUAGAACCGGUAGUCCUGCCACCUGCUGUGGUUGAGGAAGUAGCAACACCUACCCUCGUAGAACCGGUAGUCCUGCCACCUGCUGUGGAAUCUGUCACCAUUACGACACCACUUGUUGUUGAAGAGGUUGUCCUACCCACACGUCCACCUGUAGAGCCCCUACCUGUCUCUACUCCUCCGCCUGUUGCAGAUCCUCCACCUCCCCCAGUCCUAGCACCUAUCCCAGAGCCUAUUAUGGAGGAACUUCCUCCAGCACCAUGUCCCUACAUGGAGCUGGCCACCCUGUCUACUGCAUCGGCUGCUAGCAAACCAACUGAUAUCCCUCCCCCUGUAGAAGAGCCCAUAGCUCCCCCUCCUCUCUCUGCCCCAGUAGAACCCAUGGUCAGCAUUCCACCAUUCCCUCUCAUUGAAAACGUGGCUGUUCCAGUCGUGGCUCCUGUUGUGACCCCCACUGUGAUCCCACUGCAACCUCCAUUAGAUGAAGAAGUGCUGAGGAGGCAGAUCCAAGCUGAGCUAACGAAGGGCCUGGAAGAGGAGAUGAAAGUGAAGCGGCAGGAGUUUGAAAAACAGUUGUAUGAGGUGAAGGUCCAGGCCAGAGCCCAGGCGCAGGCUGUAGCCCAGGCCCAGAUCCAGGAGGAGGUUAAGAAAAUCCUGGAUCUGGAGAAGGCAGCGCAGGGAGAGAACCUGAUGGCGGCCCUCGCGAAGGAACGCAUGACCGCAGAGGAUGAGAGACUCAUGGCCCAGCUCUACUGGAUAGAGCUUAAGGCCCACAAACUGCAGGAGAAAGAGAACCAGGUGAAGAAACAAGAUGCACUCUUCAGGGAACAGGUCGCCAAGCUGGAAGAAAAGAGUGCUCAGUUCUUCAAAGUCACCACAGAGAACUUCAAGAAGGGCAGAGAGGACGCUCACAACACCUUCAAGCGUGUUGACAUCAAGCCAGUGUGUGGUGACCUGCAGAGUCAGAUCCUGAAGUGCUACAGGGAGAACACUGGACAGACCCUCACCUGCUCUGGCAUCGCCAACUUGUACAUGCAGUGUGUGGACAACCACAAGACUAAGAGCAUUGGAGGUUAGACGAGCCUCAUUUUUCACCAAUGGCGUUACUGUUUAACCAGAGAAACAGGAGCAGGACGCCAUCAGCCAUCGAGACACACCAAAACCAGUUGAACUGUUGAACCACCACAGCUGAAGACACUCCUGCUCCACCAUCCCUUCCUCCCAUCCAUGGUAUCUGUAUUAACACCCCCCCCCCCCCCCCCACCGAGAGGGUCAGAGGUAGAAUGAGGAGACCAUGUCCUGACCCAGUACAGGCUAGAGACUGGUACUGAUGUGAGAGAGAGCGCACAAUAUGGUUCUUGGGUACACAACUGAACAGUGCUACUAGCACUACACUGACAGAAAAUGGACAUUGUUACCAUGACUACACUAUGACAGAAAAUGGACAUUGUUACCAUGACUACACUAUGACAGGAAAUUGACAUUGUUACCAUGACUACACUGACAGGAAAUUACAUUGUUACCAUGACUACACUAUGACAGGAAAUGGACACUGUUACCAUGAAUACACUAUGACAGGAAAUGGACACUGUUACCAUGAAUACACUAUGACAUGAAAUGGACAUUGUUACUAUGAAUACACUAUGAUAGGAAAUGCGAGACAUCUCAUCCCUGACUGUAUAUAAAAUGCUUUAUACAUCUCCACCAAUGGAAAUAUUGGGAUUACGGUUUUGCCGUUGACAGCAGUAUGAAACAUAAUGGAAUAGCCAAGUUGUGAAAGAUAUUGUGCAUUGUUUGUUUGUUGAGUUAAUAUGCACCUAUGCCUUAAUGUUCUAUCAAAACACAAAUGUUGCCUAUGCAAAAAAAAUAAUGUAAUUUUGAUCUUUAUUGUUAUAAAAUACAAACACAUAUGGGGGUGGGAACUGUUGUGUGUCCCAAAUGACAUCCUAUUCCCUAUGAAGUGCACUACUUCAUAGUGCAUUUCACCACUUCAUAGUGCACUACGAUCAAGUGUGAGGUCUGGCCCAUAGGGCUCUGGCCAAAACUAGUGCAAAAGUAGUACAUAGUGUGUAAUUUGGGCCAGACCUCACACUUGGUCGCCACAGACCAAGACAAAUUUGGCCCUUUGUUCACGGAGGGUGUAAACGGGAGUUGUUCUGAUCUCAAUAAAUUGUUGUGAAACACCCUUCA